Molecule: messenger RNA, 5126 nt
Organism: Eriocheir sinensis (Chinese mitten crab)
Lineage: Eukaryota; Metazoa; Arthropoda; Malacostraca; Decapoda; Varunidae
Product: SID1 transmembrane family member 1-like
Exons: 18
Coding region: 179-2944 (921 amino acids)
Cellular component (GO): membrane
Source: RefSeq, a predicted model, not a curated record
CGGUACAUGUAUCAGUCCUGUUAUUGCCCCUGUCAGCUCCUACACGCAGUCAUCCUUAUGUGAGUCAGUGGCGUGUGACCUCAGUGCUCUCUGUGAUUGGGGUGCCUGUCAAACAUCUUCAGGGAGGCAAGGCGGCAGUAUCAAGAUAAGGAAGGGGUCUUGAGGCAGGAUCGUCACCAUGAGACUUUAUACCAUAGUGUGCCUCAUGGUGGUGCCGGCCGUGAGUCCUGGGGUGGCAACACAGAUGGAUAUGGUGCCUCAGUCUUUGCUGCAUCCCUUAGAGACCUCUGCUAACCCCAUGUCAAGACCCACAGGCAAACUCAACCCUAUAAUGAGUGCCUCCCCCUCCCAGGACACACCUGAGACACAUCCUUUAACCAGGGGAAAGAAAAAAACUCACAAUGGCUCUGAAAUAUGUAACACCACUGAGCCAGUAUCUUGCGCCACGCUGACCCAAGCUAAAUUCUAUAUGCUCAAUGUCAGUGGCUCUCAACCAUGCAGAUUCAGUUGUUAUUAUGACCCAUCUCAGAUGAGCCCUCUGAGACUGGAGGUUCAUGAGCACUACCAGCACCCCAUGAAGUCCCCUGUGUAUGUCUCUGUCCAGCAAGACUUUUACAUUAGUUCCUGGACACUGCCGAUCAUCUUUCCCGUCAUGGGCGAAGACCAGAAGUUUACCUCCCUGGAGACCCUCCUGUGUCCUCCUGAAGGUGAUAAAAAUGAAACGGUGGACUUUUCAUUGUCUACAAGAGGCGCAGAUAAUAAGGGGUUGCAGAUUGCCUUGCAUAAUGUGUCCUUCAUCUUACAGAAAAACGUCAACGUCUCCUUCACGGUGAGCCCCGUGUCUCCGUGGUACAAGCGUUACCUGUGGGCUGCCUCGGAGGAGUCUGUCCUUGUCACCGCUGAGAGUAACAAAGAUUCAGACUCACACAUUUGUGCACUCCUGGUCCUUCAGAAUGCCAAGUGUCCUGUGCAUUCAGAGGUGUCCGGGCUUACUGACCGAGGCCGUUACCAGACCUUCACGAAGCGGGCUGGGAUGGUGGCAAGAAAGUCCGACUUUCCCGACGGGAUUCAUGCCAUUGUCAUCUCCCUCCCAGAUGAUGAAGCCUGCAUCCUCAACCCUUCAGCAGCAAGUCAUAACAAGACGAGUAACAGGAAAAAGACUGUGGUGCUGGAGGUUUUCAAUCACGCCACAAUAGGAACAACUUGGUACAUUUUCUUCAUGACUGGCAUUGUCCUUGCUGUGGUAACCAUAGCAGCCACAGUAGUCAUUUGUUUCCUAAUCAAGAGGACGUUAUCUCCGCAUGGUCCUCAGACUGUGGACGGGAGGCCUCUGCUGGAGGGUUCCCGUGAGAACUUAAUUUACCGAGUGGAGGUCGGGGGAGGUGUUGCCAUGGGGGGCAGGGAGAGCACCCAAACAUGCAACAUACCUCCAGGACUUGGGAACAACUUGCCCCAGAACAACCUGGACCAUGAGGGAGAACACUUGGGGCCUGGGAUCCUUGGAGAGGGUGCAAGGGGUGCUGAGAGGCAAGGUCUGCUGGCACUGGAAGCUUCAGACCGAGGACUAGGUGCUGGUGCGCACGGUGGUGGCCGGGCCAUCAUUGUGACUCAGCCUGCACCACAAGUCUUACCGCCAACCACCUACUCACCCCAGGGAGAGGCGCUGAUAUUAGAUAACACCUUUAACCCUCUGUUUGUGUGGUGGUGGAAGAGUGUGGCGGUACAUGAGUCAAAGACGGCUGAAGCACAGGUGUCAGAGGUUGGCUUCCAGAACAGCUUGGUCAUCAUGGGUGUGUUUGCUGCCCUGCCCAUGUCUGAGCUCCUGCGAUCCUACCUGGGCGUGGUGCUUUCCCAGAUGGUGCUGCAUCAUGGCCAGGAGGAUCUGUGCUUCUGGAACUCGCGCUGCCUCACCACCUUCGCCAUGUUGCCGGACUUCACCAGAGUGUUCAGCAACCUCAGCUACAUCCAGCUCGGCAUCGCUUUUGUGUUUAUCGUCAGGAAGCACAGGAACGCUACUUAUAGCAUUCUGCAAGGAAUGACCCCAGAAAAUAGUGUGGGCGUGUGUCGCAACUAUGGGCUUUUCACCUCCUUAGGCUAUGGCCUCAUCAUGCAGGGAGUGAUGUCAGCCCUGUACCACACCUGCCCGAACAGCGUCACCAUAAAGUUCGAUCUGAUGUUCAUGUAUGUGAUGAUGGUGGUGUCAGUGGUGACCAUCUGGGGCUUGCGCCACGGGGACGUCACUCACCACGUGUACCCAACCGUCAUUGCCGUGGGGCUCGCGCUGAUCAUGGCCGAGGCGCGCUUGUGGUUCAGCUAUGAAUGGUUCUGGGGAAUUUUCUCUACCAUCUAUGCUAUUAUCCUGAUCUCCAAUGCCAUGUUCAUGUCUGUUUAUGGCAUUUGGUCCUUCUCACUCCCCAAGCUGUGGCAGGCAUGGAGUGGGUGGAGAGAAGUCAUGAGGAAGCUGAAAAAUGUUCUUGAGGAGCAGGACACAACCUCUCGGCCAAUGCAGGUGGUGCGGCCCAUGGUUGGAGUUGGCAUUAAUAUUGGCCUUAUGUUGUAUGGCAUCCUGGAUGACCCCAAUUUUUAUUACUUCAUCCUGAUCGUCUGCCUUGUCAACAUGGGCGUCUACUUUGCCAAUUAUGUGGUGGCAAAGAGGUUGGGAUUCAAGGAGAAGGGAACACUUCUGGGGUGGACGUGUUUGACUCUGUCCAGUGUGCUGUGGGUCAUCGCACUCGCAUUCUUCUUCCAGAAACGAACUGACUCAGAGGGCUCCCCAGCAGAAUCUAGAGCCAAGAACUCUCCGUGUGACUUCCUGUCUGUGUAUGAUGAACACGACAUCUGGCACAUCACCUCCUCAUUUGCCCUUUUCUUCUUCUUUGUCGCACUCCUGACCAUGGAUGACGACCUCUUCUCUACCCCGGCCAAGGACAUCAAGGUGGCCUAACUCCCUGCCAGCCUCCUCCCCUGCCUGGGCUCAUUAGGCAAAGGGGGGCAGGGGGAGAGAGAGAGAGAGAGAGAGAGAGAGAGAGAGAGAGAGAGAGAGAGAGAGAGAGAGAAGGUGGGGGGAAGCAGUGAACACUGCUAUCACUUUUAUAUAAGAAGAGAGAGAGAGAGAAAGAGAUUUUUAAACCAUACCAAAUUCAGGUCGAGAUUAGGUGACUUUAUUUUUAAUCUAAAGUAAAACUAUACCAGACGACCUCUGCCAUGCCACAUCUCUACCUUGGAGAAUUCUAAGGUGAAGAUGAAGGAAGUGGUCUUCAAUUUUUUAUCUAAUUUAAAGAGUCCCUUUCCCUAGAGUGGCAGACUUUAUCAGAUUGCAAUGCAUAAUUAAGUGGCCCUUUGAGCCAUUUGAUAUUAAUUUUAACGUAGGGGUUUGUCCAUGUGGAAUAUGAUUGAAAAAAAUAAUUAAUAUGAUGUGAAGCACACUACAUACGUUGAGGCAGCUGGAGUGACCCGCCUGAAGCGGAAAGCGAUCGUAGUCCAACUUUACUGUGGUGCAACCUGAUUGGCUGAAUGCUUGAAGUGAUGGCCUCCCACCUCACUGAUCUCAGUUGGAUUCCCAGUCACAUGUGUUUCAGAAUGAGCAGAAGCUUGCAUUAAACAAUGGCUGAGUGGUCAGCACUCAGAGCUGGUGAAUGCUGGGUAAUGAGUGUGUCCCUUUGAUGGCUGACUUUCUGACCACUGUAAGUACUUAGUCUCUCCAGUGAGCUUACAAAGUACAGUGGACCUACAUAUAAUGAUUUAAACUUGUUUUUAAGAAGCUUCAAUUAUAUUGAUGUAAAACUGGGUUCGGAAACAUUGUGUUACCUUCCUGAAAGACUGCAUACAUUACUUAAGUAAGUUUGUAAGGGCAUUGUAUCAAGGUGACUGUCCUGUCUAAUAUCUAAGCUACAAGUGUUUUUCUAACAAAUGUAUAAUUUCUUUGUUGGGCUAUGCCAGGGAAGUCAUUCAAGUAAAGCAAAGGCUUGAAAUACUGAAUUUGCACCAAACUACUGGUAAUAAAUUAUCUGUUUUCAGCCUUUGUAUUUCUCAAUUAGAGCUGCUUGUGAGGGGCUAUUUUAGGUAUUUUAAGUUAUUUGUUUAAGUUUUUUAGGCCUUGCAUCUAGGUUGUUUUAAAUCGGUUGCCUGCUGCUCCUUCCUUCCUUUCCAGAGCUAUUACCAAAGUGCAUACCUGCCCAACUGGAGCAGGUGUGUUCCUCCUCUGCCAAGUCCCUACAGUUGUCUGGCAAAGCUCAUCAGAAGCUGCGCCCUGUGAUAUCCCAAUGUCUUGUCACUUCCCCCUGCCUGUGACUCACCCAAAUAUCCCAACCUCUCAACAGGCCCCUACCCAAGCCUGUUUCCCACCCAAAUACCUGCAACACCUCCCUCUACAUGCCCCCGUCACCCACAUGGUCUUGUAUCCCUUGAAAUUCAGCCAUCCGGCCAGCCACUCCUCCCUCCCUCCACUACCAGCCUUCCGUAAGCCCUACUGUUUAUUCCCAUACACCUAUCAAGCCCUCCUCCAUGCCCAAUACACUCACUUUCCCAUAUAUACAUGUUGUCCCGCCUCACCCAACCAGCCACCUUGCACCCUCUUUAUCACCUCAUCCAACACCUCUCUGUCACCUCCUCAUCCUGCACACACCACUGUUACCACAGCCUUUUCUUUUUACAUUAACCUUUUUCCUUUCCUACCCUGACUCAUGAUUAAAUUUGUGUUGUAGCCUGGUAAUUGUAAGGCUGUGAUUAGAAGUAAUGAAGUACAAGAAAUACAACAGUGGAACAAGAUGCUGCAAACAAGAAAUGAGGAAAAAAAAAAUGAAAAUGAUGUAAGAAGAAAAUUAAGUGCCAUGUAGUGCCUCCUGAUAAAGUGUACGUCUGCAACAUGUGUGUCAACGUCUGCCAUAUCGUGAUGCUCAAUUCGCACCAUAUUGAACCCUUAAUAACAGACCAACAUGGCAUCCCAGUUUUUAAUGAUCAGCUUAAUGGUUACACGUCAUUUGAUGGUAAUCCACUCCGGCCGCUCUACUCUCAUGCCACCACAUAUUCUGCCUUUGUGAUUAUGGGAAACAGUUGCGGUGGUCUUAGGUUUUACAUAAUUGUAUUUUUUAGAUUUUUGUGGUAAUUUAAUAAAUGUAUUGUACUAA